This is a messenger RNA of Paralichthys olivaceus (Japanese flounder), 3768 nucleotides long. It is a transcript of the gene sdc4, whose product is annotated as syndecan 4. Gene Ontology annotation, cellular component: cell surface; membrane. Gene Ontology annotation, biological process: cell migration. NCBI's taxonomy places the organism in Eukaryota, Metazoa, Chordata, Actinopteri, Pleuronectiformes, Paralichthyidae. The record is from RefSeq and is a predicted model, not a curated record.
AGAUCGAGACACACCGGAGACCGAGACACACCGGAGACCAGAGACACACCGGAGAUCGAGACACACCGGAGACCAGAGACACACCGGAGACAUUAGAACUGAUUAACGGUGGGACCGCUCUGUAGUUGGACUAUUACCGGAACUCGAACCCUCUGUCUCGCGCAGCGGCUCCGUCUGAGAUCGAGCUUUGUGUGUCGUCGCUUUCUUCCCGGUGUGAACGGAACCAUGCUGCGGCUGCUGCUCCUCCUCGCGCUGUCCGCCUCCGUCUGCUCCGAGUCGCAGGUUAGGGAGACGGAGACGUGGAUGCCCAUGAAGACCACACAGACCGUCGCCAUGUCGACACACAGCGACGGCCUGGAGUCAUCGGGAGACGCCCAGAACGGCUCCGACUUCGGCUUCACGGACGACGAAGACGACGAAGAUGACGAAGAUGACAACGACUACUACACCGACAACUAUGAGGACGAGUACGUCGAGUCAUCUGGGUCAGGAGACGGAGCAACAACUGUGUCACCUGAGCCAGAGUCCGAGCCGUCAGUGAAGCCGGACGCCAACGACAACAAGAUCCCAGAUGUGGAGCCUCCGGUUCGACCAACCGUCAACGAGGUGGACAUCGUCCAGAACAGCAACGAAAUCCCACUGGUGAGGAUGGACGCCGAGACGAGCGAGGACUACCCGUCCAACGUCCUCAUGGCCCACGCCAGUGAUGACAGCAUCUUUAACAAGACCGAGGUCCUCGCAGCUGUGAUCGCAGGCUGCGCCGUCGGCCUGAUGUUCGCCGUGCUCCUCAUCCUCCUCCUCAUCUACCGCAUGAAGAAGAAGGACGAGGGCAGCUACGAGCUGGGGAAGAAGCCCAUCUACAAGAAGGCCCCCACCACAGAGAUCUACGCAUAGACCCCACAGCCCCGCCCCUCACACACAAACACACACCUCACUCCCUGAAACCUGUAAAUAUCUAAUCAGGGCCAGCUCCCGGCCUCACAGUGCCUCAUCUUCAUCAUCCCUCCUCCUCCUCCUCGCUUCUCUUCUGACUGCACAAACCUGGAGAGACGCCCCGACAACAACCGACUCACUGACUCCUGCUACCUGAUGUGUACUAAUUUCACUGGUGCUCUCUCAACCAAUCAGAGGCUGUCCUCAGGCCGUUUAGUUUUUUUUUGGUCGAACAAGAAAAAGGAGGAGAGGACGACUUCAGCCUCGGUACGACGUCGUCAUUGGUCCCACGUUCUUAUCUGUCCCCGUGUCAAGAGGAAAAAAAAAAACUGGACUCUGACAAGUUCCGCUCUUGCUCGUCUUUCUUCUUCUCUCCUCCUUCAGUUGAAACACUAACGCAGUGCAAUGAUGUUUUGUAUCUCUGGUACCAUUCAGUUAUUUAUUUCCCCUCCUCUUCCUCUCGACCUGUUUCAUGGACUGAAGCUUCUCACUCGACUGAAGCAAAUGAUUUUUAACUGCUUUUUAUUUUUAACCACCUCCACGUGACGCAGAGAGAUUUAAGACAUUUCACUUUUUUUCCCCAUUAAUCUAAAAAAAAAAAAAAAAAAGCUCACAAAUCUGUAACGUGGCUGUGAAGCUGUGGUUUCAUGUUGUCAUCAGACCUGAGGUUCGUUAGAGCCAAUCACAGGUCAGCAAACCAAGCUCACGUCCUGUAAACUUUCAGAAGCUGCAGAUUUGAUUAAAACAAGAUUCUUAGAACGGUUUCUUUUUCUUUGAGACUUUCAGUUUGGUCCUCGAGGGGAAAGUCCCGUCGUCUGGCACGCAGCUCCAGAUAAGAGAGCUCAGCUAAUCUGGAAAAAGAACGUUUGAAUACUACGUGACCCGGGUCCCUCAGUGUCUCCUCUGCUGCCACGGUGAACAGUGCUUCAAAAGGUUUCACCUCUGUAAUAAUCACCGCUGUGCCUCUGGGGUUUGUUUUCUGUUAUUAUGGAGAAGUCAAGCCGGCGAGCUCGGGACACGCCUACAUUCCUCUCACACACACACACACACACACACGCACACACACACACACACACACACAGCUUGCUCAUGUGUUACGGGAGCAAAGAUCCGUCAGCGUGUCGGCUGCAGCUGCUCUCUCUCUCUCUCUCUCUCUCUCUCCUCACAGUUACGUUUCACCUGAAAGAAACAAACGUCAGUUACGUCGCUAACAAGUCCGAUAGCUUGACUUAGCAUUGAGUGAAAAGAAAAGCAGCGGCCUGGUUCGGUCCAGAGAGAGAAACUACGAGCUUCUUCAUUCUGCCUCUAGGUACGAAAAGAUUCAUUUCAGAUGAUGUAACCGUCACUACCCACAAACCCCCACGGUUCCCGGAGGUAGACGACAGAAGACGUGCACGUGAACACCUCUGGUUUCACGAGUCACUGCUCAGUUCAUCCUGAGACUUUUAUUUCCUUCAGUGACGGAGCUGAUGUUAUGUUUGAUUUUUUGAUUUCAUGAUAAGAUUCUCCUGCAAACUGGAUUCAGUUUGUUUUCACGUCAAGUGAUGAAACGUAGUAAAUUCCCCGGUGACGCGUAAAACAAUGAACUGUCAUAAUAACGUGAAUAUUGGGAGGCAGGCGUCAGGGACAGAGCCAGCUGCUGCCGCUCUUUAUGCUAAGCUACGCUAGCCGUUCUGCGUGUCUGAGCACUGCGGUCACUCAAGCUUCUCUUCAUGGAUCCAUUAAAUGUUAUUGAUCGUUUAUCCUGUAACUCGGAGAAACCGGUAGUUUUUUGGUACUUUUGUUCUCUCGUGGCGUUGAUGCUUUCUCAAUAAGCUACACCGACGGUUAGUCGUUCGUUUGAUAUUUUUAUUUUCAUUUCGGGGUCUUUGAGCAGAAGCUGAAGCCACGAACAGGUUCGACGCUCACAUUUCUUUAGCUGAAGCCGGCACACAGUCUACCAAGGAUUUGUACAUAGUCGUUAGAUAAAACGAAAAAAAGAGAAAGAUUAACUUGGUACUUAGCCACAUCCUGGCAACAAGAAAUAUCUACCAAAUAUUUAAAUGCCAAAUUGUUCUUUUGUUUUUGUUUUUCCCCCGACAGUAACGUUCCUGUGAUUUUACUGUAAAUGAGUUUUGAUACUACGAUGCUAAUACUAACUCACCUCCUCUCAUUGUUCUCCAGUGUUUUUAUUUGGAUUUUAUUUUUCUCCAGUAGAUCGUUCUUAUUUUUUUUUUUGUUGUAUUAAUUUAACUGUCAAAUUAUUUUAUUGCCUUCUUUCAGGUUGGGGUGUUUCCCCCUUUUUAAGCUGUUGUAUAUGUGAUUUUAAAAGUUUUAUAUACACUAGUUUGAGAUUUUCAGAAGCAAAUAGUUUUGAAACUUUUUAUUUUGUAAGAGUUUCUAUUAUCUCUUAGACUUUUUUGUUUUUGCUUUUGUAUUUAUGUUUGUUUGUGUGUUUGUAGAAGGAUUGCUGACGUGGUCGUUGUUCAGGGGAUGUUGUGCCGACGUUGUCAGGAGCAGACCUGAGCUGAUUAUCACUUGGAGCCAAAAUGGACGCCGAUAAAUUAGCUAAUUGUUUGGAUGUUUCGUCUUUGGCUCCAAAAAAAACAUUUAAUCACGUGUUUCCUUCCUGUGCGUCGGCCGACCUGAACGCUGAUUAUAUUUCUUCUGGCUCGGCAGGUGAUCGGCCUCAGGUCUGCUCAGUGAACAUGGAGAGAAAAUGUUCUGCUGCUUAAUGUCACAAACAUCACAUGUGAAUCACCAGUGGAGAGAAGAAGCCAAUGAAUCAUUGGCUUCUGCUGCAGGUCCUGAUUUAUUGGAAAUAAAGCUAUUUUUAUGCACAUUAACAUUUUAAAA